CCGGCCAGGGGCGUGUUAGGCGCUAACAGUAUGGCGGCCGAUGGAGACAGUUGGAGCGGACCAGCGGACACCAGCGGCGGGCAGCCGGCAGCGGACGAGUCGGACGGGUUCGGCGUCGUCAACAUGCUCCUGAACGCCGCGCUGCUGGCGGUGGUCGCGGCCGCCUGCCUCGCCGCGUACCGGCGGUGGGGCAGGCGGCUGGUGGCGGACGCGGCCCGGAGCGACGAGGCCUCGGCGCUGCCCAAGAUGAGGAGACGGGACUUCAGCCUGGAGCAGCUGCGGGAGUACGACGGGCUGCUCAACCCGCGCAUCCUCAUGGCCGUCAACAUGAAGAUCUUCGACGUGACCAGCGGCAGGAAGUUCUACGGGAAAGAUGGUCCUUACGGCAUUUUCGCGGGCCGGGAUGCUUCGAGAGGCCUGGCCACCUUCUGCCUGGAGAAAGACGCCCUGAGGGACGAGUACGACGACCUGUCAGACCUCAACGCUGUACAGAUGGAGAGCGUGAGGGAGUGGGAGAUGCAGUUCAUGGAAAAAUAUGAUUACGUUGGGAGGUUGCUGAAGCCCGGAGACGAGCCGUCGGAGUACACAGACGAGGAGGACAUCAAAGACCACCUGAAGCACGACUGAGCGGUUCCAUCACACCGACCAAAGCCAGGAAGCCCCCAAACAGCUGCGACAGACCGCCCCCCCCCAUCCCCCCAAAGACCUCCUCCUACCCACCCCCCAUCCACCUCCACGCCGCUCCUCCCUCCUGCUCCUACUCUCUCCCCCCCCCAAAAAAAACUCUUCACCUCCUGAAUCUGUCCGGUGCCGUGGCUGUUCUGGAAAGGGCAAGACUCAAAGUCUCAACGCCCAGACCUCCCUCCCUCUCCAUCCUGCGAAGAUGACCACCAACAGGAAGCGGUUUAAAACCUUCAAUGGGGGCUUUUUUAAAGUGACGGCGGGGGGAGGAGGAGGAGAAGGGAUUGUUUGCCAUUAGAUGUAUUUGAAACAAAACCACAAAAUAUUUUAGUCAUUUCUCCAGAAGACAGUGGGGGGGGGGGGGGGGGGAACGUGUUGUCAUCGUGGAGGUUGGUCUGAGGUAGAGAAACACAUUGGUCGAGGAUGAUCAGUGGAUCGGGAUGGGGGAAAAACGGAUUUCUCUCUUCUUCUUUUUUUUUUUAUCUUUGGUUUAGUCACAUCGCACCUGAAACUGCUUCAGCUUCGGACGGCUUAUCAAUCAAUCUUUAUUUUAUUUUGUUUGUUCGAAUAAUUAGCCCCCUGUUGUUGAGAGGGCGGCGCUGCAACCUAAGAACCAGUGCUGUGGAAAUUGCCGGGGGGGGGGCGUCGCAUUUUCCUGUUGUGUUUGUAGUGUAUGCACUACUAGUUUUCUUUGUUUGUCACCAUGUGAUUGUAUUUGUUGAGUAGCAUAUAGGGAGGGAGGGGAUUUUUAUUUUUUGGGGUUGGGCUUUUUGGGGGUUUAAAGGUCUUUGCCAUAUGAAACCUGUUUUGAAUCACAUCAGACGGACAGAAUCACUGAUCGGGAAUACAAAAGGGAAGGUGACAAAGGCAGUCCUAAUCAAUCGACUCAAUUGUUUACAUGCCUCACAAGCCAGCUGCAAGUCUGUAGAUUCCCUGAGAAAAAAAAAAAUGGUCCAAGUAUUAAUCGUGCCUUAUUUUGUUCGUUGUAACCGUUCUAACAGAGGAGGCGAGCGGAGGGAUGGAGGUGUCGUUUUUUUUUUCUAGACUCGGUCCCCCCAGACUUUAAAAGAAAGGCAUACGUUCUGUCAGUCGUCCGUGCACAGACUGUAAUAUUCCCCCACUUCACAAACUUUGUAAAUAGACCGUAUGAAUUACUCAGUGUUACUGCCAUAUUUAUGUAGUUGAUGAACUCCAGAUAUGUAAAAUGCUUUGUCGUAUUGGCCAAAACCCCCAUGGUUUGUGUUUGUUCUUUUUUCUUUUCUUUUCUUUUUUUUUUUUUUGGUUCUGAACUUCUUUUUAAACGUGGGUGAAGUUCCCCCCCGUUAAAAAAAACAACAAAACAACAACAACAACAAAAAAAAGGAGUGUUGCAAAGUGCUGCAGGGCAGGACCAGGAGCUGUUCUUGCGAAUUUUGUUCGGAGACGUUGCUUAUCCUGUAAAUAUAUAUCUAUCAUUUUAUUAAAGCAUGUGCAACAACAAAGUGAGCUAUGCCGAAUUCCCACCACGUCAUGUAUUUAAAUGUUGGGUGUGUGUGUGUGCGUGUCUGCGUGACAGAGGCAGGAAGGGAUUUGUUCAUGCAUAAUAAAUCGAUUUGGUUAAUAA
Molecule: messenger RNA, 2284 nt
Organism: Anoplopoma fimbria (sablefish)
Lineage: Eukaryota; Metazoa; Chordata; Actinopteri; Perciformes; Anoplopomatidae
Gene: pgrmc2
Product: progesterone receptor membrane component 2
Exons: 3
Coding region: 31-627 (198 amino acids)
Cellular component (GO): membrane; endomembrane system
Source: RefSeq, a predicted model, not a curated record